This is a messenger RNA of Candidula unifasciata, 1073 nucleotides long. NCBI's taxonomy places the organism in Eukaryota, Metazoa, Mollusca, Gastropoda, Stylommatophora, Geomitridae. The record is from the annotation of a GenBank genome assembly.
AUAAUUUUCAGAAUAUGCUUACACUUUUUAACUUACUCACAGCUACACUGUUGGGGGGAAAAAAUCCCUGUGCCUACUUGAAAUUCAACUUGGACCACUCUUUUGUUAAAAUCUGGUAUGAUGCCACCUCAUCUAUACUAAAUAAUGAUAUUCUCUCAGAAAUUCUCUUGUCCCUACUGGCAGAAGUCCAGAACAUACCCUUCUGCUUGUAUCUGAAGAAUGCCAGCUUUUUGGAUGAGACAUGGGAAAUGGGGGAGUACAGAGAUUAUGAGUUUGUUCCUUGUGAUGUUCUAGGUGUUCAUCUUCAUUAUGUGAACACACACCUUAUUGUAACAGACAUCGAUCCUGAAAGUGUUGCAGCUGAGGAUGGGAAAGUAUGCAUUGGAGAUGUCAUGGACGAAUUGUACACCGAAAGUCUCCGGGGAUCCAAGAGAGGAAAGGUUAGAGAAUUGUUCCAGAUUUACAAAGGCAUGCCAGUCUAUGUCAGCUUUGUGAAGGGACGCUUGCCAAAUGGCCAGAUCUAUAGGCCAAUUGCUCACCUACUACGGCAAAUAGACUUUGACUUUGGUCGAGUAGGCACAUCUCAAGAGAUGCAACCAGAUGCUUUGAAGAGCAUCCGGAAGCCUGCCCAUGCACUGCUGCCAGAGGAGGAGCAAGACGAGAUCCCUGUGCAUGGUCCAGAUGGAAAGGCAGAGUAUACAGUCGUCUACCGAGGAGUGUAUCCCCUUGGAGAGGAUGGAAGGGUAGACAGAAUCCAUGAUUCAAUCGAGAGUGUCAUAACAAAUAGAGAACACAAGAAACAGGUAGUGAAGAUUCACACAACAGAGACAGGUGUGGAGGUUAGGCGACUUUCCGACAAUGAGCUUCUGCUGAACCAUUCUUACACAGAAGUGUCGGCUUGUGGCCGGAGAACAGACAUGCUCUUGUAUUUUGCUUACAUUGCAGGGGAAACAACUUGUAACAUGGCCAAGGAUUUCAAAUGUUAUGUUUUUGAAAGUGAAGAUCAAGGAGAGGCAAAGAUUAUCCUGUGUAGUAUUGCACAAGGCUUUGAAAGAACACACUGGUUCUUAUAA